Peronospora matthiolae is the source of this 540-nucleotide messenger RNA. NCBI's taxonomy places the organism in Eukaryota, Oomycota, Peronosporomycetes, Peronosporales, Peronosporaceae. The record is from the annotation of a GenBank genome assembly.
AUGAAGAAGUACGAGGCGGAUCAACGUACAGCUCAGCGAAUGAAUCGACAGCCAAACCGCUACCCAGAUCGACGUACUUUGCUCCAACCUUCACACGAAAGCCUUGACAUGCCGGAUGUGGAGAUGGAGUCGGUGGGGUCGGACAUUUACCAACAUAUCCAUGAGGCGGCGGAAUACGACCCGGAUGAUCUAUGGAUGCCCGAACCACGGCGCCCUCAUGUAGCCGCGACCGGUGCGACUACCGGAGGGGGAAGCAUCACGCAGAGGAUCAGAAUCUCAGCGAUUUCUGAGCUGAAAGAAUUCUCAGGGAAGGAUCGGGAAGAAGACAAAGCACGGACCUGGAUCGGCAAAGUGAAAUCAGCGUUUAUCCGGGACCAAGCACCGGACGAGGAGAGAUGUCUGGUCUUCGGUGAUCUCAUGGUGGGCCCAGCCCGCUACUGGUACCGACAGCUGAGUAGAUCGACGAGAUUCAAUUGGAAAGAAUUGAUGAACAGUUUUCUUGUGGAGUAUGCGGGACACGGGAUGUCCGCGAGCAGGUAG